Molecule: messenger RNA, 852 nt
Organism: Alternaria burnsii
Lineage: Eukaryota; Fungi; Ascomycota; Dothideomycetes; Pleosporales; Pleosporaceae
Product: big1-domain-containing protein
Exons: 3
Coding region: 1-852 (283 amino acids)
Biological process (GO): (1->6)-beta-D-glucan biosynthetic process; fungal-type cell wall biogenesis
Cellular component (GO): endoplasmic reticulum membrane
Source: RefSeq, a predicted model, not a curated record
AUGGUCAAGACACUCGUCGGCGCCCUCGCUCUGGCAGCGCUGCCCUCGGCCCUCGCCUUCCGCAACACAUCGCCCUUCUUCCUCUUCUCCACCGCCGACCUGCUAAUCCCCAACAACGACGCCGCCAUCGCCGAGUCAUCAGACAUCACGGCCGACGUCCUCAAGGCCCUCCAACACUGUCCCACCAGGUCCUACGUCGUCGUUGAGCAAAGGGGAGUCUCCGCCGCCGACUAUGCAGACGGCCGCGCCGCGCCACAGCUGAGCCGCUACAUGGCUGGCCACCACCAACAAGUCAAGUCGACUGUCGCCAUCCCAGAUGUUGUCGGAAACGUUGAUGCCGCAGCCAUCACCCAACAUCUCGUCUCCAAGUGCGGACGGGGCUUCAAUGACGACGAUACAUGGUUCGCCAGGCAGACUCUGAAAGCACCAUCGACUUCACACGCGCUUCGCAUCGAGCAGCUUCAGUCUGAUGAUGCCACGCUCGAGAACUUCAUCGUCAACGACGCCAAGUCCCACGACUACACCGUAAUCUAUAUCACCACUCCUCAGACCGAGGCGCAAGCCAAGGAGACGCUCGAGCACUACGCAUACGAGAUGGACGCAUCCUUCCCAGAGUCUGUGCAGAUGGAGCUGAAGCGCGAUCUUUCUUCGCAUGCCAAGAGGGCAAACUCGACUGAAGGUGGUCUUUUCGAAAAGUAUCAGUACUUCACACCCGGACUCUUCAUGGGCUUCGCUGCCAUCAUCCCCUUGUUUCUCAUCCUUCUGGUCGGCAUCCGAGCCCUUACCAGUCUCGAGGUUUCAUACUUUGCCUUUAGCAAGGAGAUGGGUCCCAACGCGCAGAAGAAGCAGUAG